UUUGAACCUAGAUUGACGUCAAGGACAAAAAGGAUAUAGCCUUUUUAACAGGCAACUAAGCAAUUUGGGUCGUGCUAUCCCCAAGGUGCUGUCGCCUCGCGUGCUUCGAUAUCUGAUCCAGGGUCCAUUAGCAGAUAUUUUUUUACAAUAUAAAUUUAAAACUAUUUCAAAACAACGUUUAAAUUUAUUGUAUAAAUGCAUAGUUCCAAUUAGUGCUACAAAUCAACGUUAUUGAUAUUGUCGCCAUUAAAAAUAUAUUAGUAUUCGAUUACGCACAAAAUUAAGAAAAUUUACAAACCGAAUACAGAUACUUUUGACAAUGCAGACCGAACUGGUGGUACUCAUAUUCUUCUGCUGCCGCCUUAGCGGUAAAGAGGCGAGUUGCGAUGAACAGUUGGUGUACAAGAUGACGAACAUAGAGUGCGUCGGAAACCCGGAGCGUGUGAAAAAUAUCUCCUGCAAUUUAAAAGCGGUCAACUGGACUAGGGCCAUCGCUAACAUGGAUUGUUACCUCCCCGUCCCACUGUGUAACCCUGUGAUUCGGUUGCAGCUCUUCAAGAGGGACUAUAGCAACCAGUGGAAGCCUUUCCUGGUGGAUGUGUCUGUUACCGUAGGCGACGUGAUGUCUAGGAGGAGCUUCCUGCCCUACGGUGUCAUCAUGUGGAAGAUGUUGCAGCGUUUCACUAACGUCAACCACUCCUUCCCGAUUUCGGGUCAUCUAUUUGCUCGGAAUGGUUAUCUGGACCCAUCAUUGGUACCACCCUUUCCUCUUGGGCUCUACCAGGUCAGUGCCGUUAUCGUGGAUAGGAAUUCCAGCAUUAGCGAGUACGUGGGCACCGUCAAGUUCUAUAUGCAGUCCAUGUUGCCGGUGAAGAGCAAGAAAAGGCCUAGAACUAAGGCCCAGGAGCCCUAAGACAUCUCAGGAUGUAUUCGGAAUAAAACUGAUAAUUGGAACAUUUUUCAUUAUUUUCUUUCUAUAUAUUUUCAUUUCUCAGCGCGUUUACAUGUUCUCGUUCGGUUUCAGUGUCUGUUUGAGUCCACUUGUAUAUAC
Messenger RNA from Drosophila miranda, 1051 nucleotides. RefSeq lists its product as uncharacterized. The record is from RefSeq and is a predicted model, not a curated record. The transcript is spliced from 3 exons. NCBI's taxonomy places the organism in Eukaryota, Metazoa, Arthropoda, Insecta, Diptera, Drosophilidae. Bases 320 to 913 code for a protein of 197 amino acids.